This is a messenger RNA of Salmo salar (Atlantic salmon), 4049 nucleotides long. RefSeq names its product Hydroxyacylglutathione hydrolase (gene glo2). Gene Ontology annotation, cellular component: mitochondrion. Gene Ontology annotation, molecular function: hydroxyacylglutathione hydrolase activity. Gene Ontology annotation, biological process: glutathione metabolic process. NCBI's taxonomy places the organism in Eukaryota, Metazoa, Chordata, Actinopteri, Salmoniformes, Salmonidae. The record is from RefSeq and is marked provisional.
CUUAGCUACUAUGCAUAGAAUGUGGCAGCAUCGAAAUAUUUGCAAACCAUUGGAUUCCAGUUAUUUUUAUUUAUUAUUCUGAUCUUACUCCAUAGUACUUUGGCUUUGUGCUCUCUGGCUUGUUUACUUUCAUGGGAAUGACAGUUUGAAUAAAUUGACAACAAGCUCUCUCUGACAGGGUUACAAUAGCUAAACUUUACUUGGCUGUUCUCCAAGAACCACGUAGCCCUGGUGUACAUUCCCCUGCGCACGUCCAAGCAGCCCUUCUACACCAGGAAACUCCUGAUAUCCCGAUAAGGAAGUCUUUACUGGUGGCGCAGAGCGACAUGAAGGUAGAACUGCUGCCAGCCCUCACUGACAACUAUAUGUACCUUCUCAUUGAUGAGGAGUCAAAGGAAGCUGCCAUCAUAGACCCAGUUGAACCAGUGAAGGUUGUAGAAGCUAUCAGAAAGCACGGUGUGAGACUUACGACAGUUCUGACCACCCAUCACCAUUGGGACCAUGCGGGAGGCAAUGAGAAGAUGGUGAGGCUGGUGCCUGGUCUCACUGUGUACGGAGGAGAUGACCGGGUGGAUGCCCUCACUAAGAAAGUCAAACACUCCAACACGUUCAAAGUUGGUUCACUUACAGUCAAGUGUUUGUUUACGCCAUGCCACACCACUGGCCACAUUUGCUACCUUGUGACCAAAGACAACAGCGCUGAGCCUCCAGCUGUCUUCACAGGUAAGCUACCGGUAUCUUUCCAAUUUGACUGUAUCACCUACUGUAAUAGAGAGCAAUAGUAAUGGCAUGUUGGCUAAAGCCCAUGGGAAAUGAAUAGGGGUUUUGGAUAAAAGCCAAAAAUAAGAACUGUGGUAAACACAGGCUUAGAAGAUCUUGUACGUUCUCUUCUAUGAUAUAAUCUAUAUCACCUAAUGUCCCUUUGUGAGUUUUGAAGCAUUUAGUAAUCAAAACAGCACAUAAAGGCUUCAUAAUUCAUAAAGGUCAUGUUAGCAGACUGAUAUUAUCUCAUAGAACAAAACAUAUAAGCUCUCCUAAGACUGUGUUAACCACAGACCUUAUUUUCGGCGUUUAUCCCAAAACCCCAUUCUUUCCCAACUGGUUUGUUCAGCCAUUCCUGAGGUACACUACAUGACCAAAGUAUGUGGACACCUGCUCGUUGAACAUCUCAUUCCAAAAUCAUGGGCAUUAAUAUGGAGUUGGUCCCCCUUUUGUUGCUAUAACAGCCUCCACUCUUCUGGGAAGGCUUUCCACUAGAUGUUGGAACAUUGCUGCAGCGACUUGCUUCCAUUCAGCCAUGACGUGAGGUCGGGAACUGAUGUUGGGCGACGAGGCCGGCGUUCCAAUUCAUCCCAAAGGUGUUCGAUGGGGUUGAAGUCAGGGCUCUGCAGGCCAGUCAAGUUCUUUGACACCAAUCUCGACAAACCAUUUCUGUAUGGACCUCUUUGUGCACGGGGCAUUGUCAUGCUGGAACAGGAAAGGGCCUUUCCCAACUGUUGCUACAAAGUUGGAAGCAUUGAAUCGUCUAGUAUGUCAUUGUAUGCUGUAGUGUUAUGAUUUCCCUUCACUGAAACUAAUGGGCCUAGCCUGAACCAUGAGAAACAGCCCCACACCAUUAUUUCUCUUCCACCAAUCUUUACAGUUGGCACUAUGCAUUGGGGCAGGUAGCGUUCUCCUGUUAUCCGGCAAACUCAGAUUUGUCCGUCGGACUGCCAGAUGGUGAAGCGUGAUUCAUCACUCCAGAGAACGCGUUUCCACGGCUCCAGAGUCCAAUGGCGACGAGCUUUACACCACUCUAGCCAAUGCUAGACAUUCGCAUGGUGAUCUUAGGCUUGUGUGUGGCUGCUCGGCCAUGGAAACCCAUUCAUGAAGCACCUGACAAACGGUUCUUGUGUUGACGUUGUUUCCAGAGGCAGUUAAGAACUCGGUAGAGAGUGUUACAGACGAUUUUUAUGUGCUUCUCUGUGGUCCCGUGAGAUUGUGUAGAUUACUAAUUCACGGCUGAGCCAUUGUUGCUCCUGGACGUUUCCACUUCACAAUAACAGCACUUACAUGUGACUGGGGCAGCUCUAGCAGGGCAGAAAUUUGACAAACCGACUUGUUGGAAAGGUGGCCUCCUGUGAUGGUGCCACGUUGAAAGUCACUGAGCUCUUCAGUAAGUCCAUUCUACUGCCAAUGUUUCUAUGGAGAUUGCAUGGCUGUGUGCUCAAUUUCUUUAUAUAUUCUUUUACACCUGUCAGCAACGGGUGUGGCUGAAAUAGCCGAAUCCACUAAUUUGGAGGGGUGUCCACAUACUUUUCUAUUAUUUAUUUAUUUAUUUAUUUAUAUAUAUAUAUAUAUCAUUUGUUGUUGUUUUUUAAAGCCAGGAGAACUCUAUUGAAGUCUGAAUAGGCUCGUGGUAAUACAGUUCCAGUCACAGGGGACUUCAAUCUCUUAAACAGUUCUGAUCAUUAAACAUGAGUUACCUAAGUAAACCUACCGUAGUUAUCAGUGUAUUAUUAAAUCAGCAGAUUUUCAUGGAUGCCCUUUGACGCUUGUUAUCUUCCUGUUUAGGGGACACACUGUUUGUUGCUGGCUGUGGGAAGUUUUUUGAGGGUACAGCUGAACAGAUGUACAGGGCAUUGAUAGAUGUGCUGGGACGUCUGCCCCCUGAAACAGUAAAUAUACCGCUAUCGCGCAGUGUUUAAAAUCAACUUCUAGAUAUAACUUUCUUUACAUGUAAUGACAGCUAAUGGAUUAACACUAUUCAGUGUCUGUCUUUAUAGGUUAGAAAAGGUCAGUUACUAUUACAUUAUAUGUGACCAAGCACGUGUCCUGACAAACUCUGUGGUGUUAACACGACAAAGUUUAUCAGCACACGUGCUUGGUCACGCAGCAGAUGGGAACAAUAGUGUUGUUUGUGUUCCAGCGUGUUUACUGUGGUCAUGAGUACACCGUCAACAAUCUGAAGUUCGCUCGACAUGUGGAGCCUGACAACGAGGUCAUCAAGAAAAAACUAGCAUGGGCAAAGGAGAAGGUCCUUAAUGGAGAACCCACCAUCCCCUCCACUGUGGCUGAAGAAUUCAAAUUCAACCCCUUUAUGAGAGUGAAAGAGAAGUCUGUGCAAGAGCAUGCUGGGCAGAAUGACCCUGUUGAAACCAUGAGGAGUCUCCGUAAGGAGAAAGAUGGCUUCCGGGUCCCCAAGGAGUGACUGCAGAAUGGAGUCUAGUGAAAUCCGUUCCACUACAUGCGUAACAGUGCACUGCGACCUGUUACUAACAACUAUGGCAAAAUAUUUCCUACCUGUUUCAUUCACUACAUAAAAUACUGUAUUUACUUCAUUUCAACCUUCUGUACAUUAGCUUGUAGACCUAAUGCAAGCAUCAAGCAAACAAAAUAUUGUAGUCUUGUCACGAGGAAGACUGGAGAUUGAGUAUAAACUGGAUUUACAGAAUAAAAUUUGAUCUGUAUUGCAGAAGAUUGAUUUAAGAAUCUUGACUUAAGUUUUAAUUUAGCUUUUAAUCAGGUUUGAUUACUGAAAUGUACAGUUUGAUGUAGAGUGAAUACAGUAUUGAUAUUCUGUAAUGUGAAAAAUAAUAUUUUAAUAAACCCCAACUUAUCUGCGGAAGCAAAACAGAACUAUAAAAAGCAGGGAGAAGCUUGAAUAAGUAGAUGUCUUAAUGUGCAAUGUUUGUAAAUUAAUUUACUUUUCUCUGUAUAAAGCUUUCUUAUCAAGUGUUUUAUUACUUUAAUAUGGUAUAUUCACUCAAGACAAUAUUUGAGGUUUGUGUAUAGUCCCUUUAGAGAAGCCAGGGCUACUUCAGUGUGAUUGUUGGACGUUUAGAAAUUCAAGACUGAAGUGCUUCCAAACAUCUCUCAUACUAUAGAAAAUAAGACCACUUCUGCUCUUUGUUAAUCAAAAGCUCCAUAUAUAUAUAUAUAUAUAUAUAUAUAUAUAUAUAUAUAACAUCAGGAUUUUUGAAUGCCGAUGUGAAGUUCGGGAUACAUAGGUUUUAUUAACAGCUCCAUUGUCUCUUUCACAGAAAAAGCAAUAAAGCAGAUGUAUUCUA